UAGCAAAAUGGCGACUGUCAUUCACAACCCCCUGAAAGCACUCGGGGACCAGUUCUACAAGGAGGCCAUCGAGCACUGCCGAAGCUAUAACUCGAGGCUGUGCGCAGAGCGCAGCGUGCGUCUCCCUUUCCUGGACUCGCAGACCGGUGUGGCCCAGAACAACUGCUACAUCUGGAUGGAGAAGAGGCACCGUGGCCCAGGCCUCGCUCCGGGCCAGCUAUACACAUACCCUGCUCGUUGCUGGCGUAAGAAGAGACGAUUGCACCCACCUGAGGAUCCAAAGCUUCGGCUGCUGGAAAUAAAACCUGAAGUGGAGCUGCCCCUGAAAAAGGAUGGCUUCACCUCAGAAAGCACCACACUGGAAGCCUUGCUCCGUGGUGAGGGUGUUGAGAAGAAGGUGGAUGCCAGAGAAGAGGAGAGCAUUCAGGAAAUACAGAGGGUUUUGGAAAAUGAUGAAAAUGUAGAAGAAGGAAAUGAAGAAGAAGAUUUAGAAGAGGAUAUUCCCAAGCGAAAGAAUAGGACCAGAGGACGGGCCCGUGGCUCUGCAGGUGGCAGGAGGAGGCACGACGCCGCCUCUCAGGAAGACCAUGACAAACCUUACGUCUGUGACAUCUGUGGCAAGCGCUACAAGAACCGGCCAGGACUCAGCUACCACUACGCUCACACUCACCUGGCCAGUGAGGAGGGGGAUGAGGCUCAAGACCAGGAGACCCGGUCCCCGCCUAACCACAGAAAUGAGAACCACAGACCCCAGAAAGGACCGGAUGGGACAGUCAUUCCCAACAACUACUGUGACUUCUGCUUGGGGGGCUCUAACAUGAACAAGAAGAGCGGGCGGCCUGAGGAGCUGGUAUCCUGUGCGGACUGUGGACGCUCUGGUCACCCAACCUGCCUGCAGUUCACCCUGAACAUGACCGAGGCCGUCAAGACCUACAAGUGGCAGUGCAUAGAGUGCAAAUCCUGCAUCCUUUGUGGGACCUCGGAGAAUGAUGACCAGCUACUCUUCUGCGAUGACUGUGACCGUGGCUAUCACAUGUACUGUUUAAAUCCCCCGGUGGCUGAGCCCCCAGAAGGAAGCUGGAGCUGCCACCUGUGCUGGGAACUGCUCAAAGAAAAGGCCUCAGCCUUUGGCUGCCAAGCCUAG
This is a messenger RNA of Puma concolor (puma), 1144 nucleotides long. It is a transcript of the gene DPF3, whose product is annotated as double PHD fingers 3. NCBI's taxonomy places the organism in Eukaryota, Metazoa, Chordata, Mammalia, Carnivora, Felidae. Gene Ontology annotation, biological process: nervous system development. The record is from RefSeq and is a predicted model, not a curated record. Gene Ontology annotation, cellular component: nBAF complex; nucleus.